Messenger RNA from Hypanus sabinus (Atlantic stingray), 4457 nucleotides. RefSeq names its product surfeit 6 (gene surf6). Gene Ontology annotation, molecular function: RNA binding; DNA binding. The coding region runs from base 185 to 1216 and encodes 343 amino acids. Gene Ontology annotation, cellular component: nucleolus. Lineage: Eukaryota; Metazoa; Chordata; Chondrichthyes; Myliobatiformes; Dasyatidae. The transcript is spliced from 5 exons. The record is from RefSeq and is a predicted model, not a curated record. Gene Ontology annotation, biological process: ribosomal large subunit biogenesis; ribosomal small subunit biogenesis.
CACAUUGUUUUCCUGCAUGGAUGGACCUCAUCCCGCGCGAUCAAUCAACGUCACCGGCGUGGCGUCAUCGGGCUGCGACAUCCCGAGCAGCAGGUUGAUGACGUCGGCGGGCGGGCGGGCAGCGUGGGCCUGAGCGCCUCUGCAGGUACUGUGUAAGCCCGGGUUCAGUACAUUGCAGUUCACGAUGGAUGCCUUGACUCUUGCUGCGAAAGACAAGUACAUACAGAGCUUAGGAAGCAAAGUAUGUGCCGUCCAGAGCCAGGAGGCACGAAAUCGAAAGUUUGCUUCGAAAAGAGAGAGAUUGGCAAAUGCAGCACUGCCUAAGAAGAAGAGGAGAAAAAAGCAGCAGAAUAAGGAGAAAAGAGUGCUUCCGUCAUUGAACAGGGAACAACCCAAAACUUCUCAAACUGAAACAAAACAGAACAAAACCCACCAAAGACCAAGAGUCAACGAUAUGGACGUGGGUUCAUUUUCAACAGUAAAUAUUCUACGCCAGAGACUGCAUGAAAAAAUUCAAGAAAGUCAAGGGCAGGGUAACCAAAAAGGCUUGUCAUCUGAAGAACUAGAGAAAAAACGUCUGAGGAGAAAGCAGGAAAGGGAAAGGAAGAAACGGAAAAGGAAGGAAUUACAAAUGAAGAAACAAGAGAAUACUGUUCAGGCGAGCAAUGCAGUGACAACUCAAAAUGGAGAGAAGAAAGACAAAGUUGAGAAAGUAGAAACUGACAUCAUCUUCAACAAAGUGGAAGUGACUAGUGAAGCAAUUAAAGACAAGAAACAAAAAAAGAAAGAGAAGAAAAGGAGCAUUAAAGGUGGCAUUACACCUUUGACUGGCAGAAACUACAAACAACUUUUGUCUAGGUUGGAGGCCCAUAAGAAUAAGAUUGAAGAAUUAAAAAGUAAAGAUGAAAAUAAAGCAAAGAAAGUAGAAACAAAAAUGAAGUGGACCAACAUUCUGUACAAAGCUGAAGGUCUAAAAAUUAAGGACAAUGAAGAAAUGUUAAAGGCUUCAUUAAAAAGAAAGGAAAAACUCAAAUCCCAGCGACAGAAACGCUGGGAAAAGCGAACCGAGCAUGUUGUUGAGAAGAUGCAGCAACGCCAAGAUAGAAGAAAAACAAACUUAAAGAGAAAGAAAGAGGCUGUAAUAGAGCGAAGAAAAAACAAGGCAAGAAAGAAGGGACGUAUACUUCCUGAAGAUUUGAAGAAAGUAAAUCUUUGAGGAGGAUAACUAAAUUUCAAAUUGCACAGAAAUAUAAGAAGUGUAAUAUACCAGUCCCACAGCAUUUCAAAUUUCAAAUUUUUUAGUAGUACUUGGUACACAGCAAUUUUUGUUCCAUACUUUUUCACUGUAUUAAAGGAAGGACUUGAUGUUGUUUGUUUUUCUGAACAACUUUACUUUUUAAUUAAGAUUAAUUUUUUAGGUAGCCAAAAUCCUUGGGAUUGUCCUCCAAAAAAGAGUCAGUAUUUUAGGGGAGAGCAGAACAGUUGAAAAUUAACAUCCACUGCCUUAAAUGGGAAGUUUGCUUUCUUCCGCAGUUAAUCAUUGAGCGAUAAAUUAAUUCUUGCUCACUGUAGUAAACACAACUGAUAAUGGAUUGUGGUUUUAUUUUCAAAAAGUGAAUCUUAAGAUGGCACAUUGGAAAUUUCUCUGCAUUUAAAUGUAAUUUGUAACUUGUUCUAGAAGACAUGAAAGCAAAAUAAAGUUUCUAAUGCAGUUAAUAAUUGUUUUAUUUUAAUUUAGUAAGUUGCUACCAAACUGGUGCCAUAUUUUAAAGUCUUUAAAUGUUCAUAUUAUUUUUUGUUUAGAAGAUGGAAUCUUUUGGGGGGAGAAAAAGACAUUACCUCUCAGAAUUACUUCCAAAAACAUUCACAUUUCAAAUCUUCCUGUUGUUCAGACCAGAGCAUGCAGAGAGAAAAAAAAUUAACAUAUUUGGCUGAAUUUGUUGACUAUUGUGUCUGUGAUAGGAAGUUAUCACUUGUGGAAUAGCCAAAUCACCAAAACAUUAACUUAACCACAGCCACCUCUUGCCCACACUGCACCAGAAUAUGUGGAUCCCAGAUCGACCUCUACAGCCACUUAAGGACUCACUCACCUCAGGAGAACAUCAUACUCGGCUCGAGUGAUUGCAUCACUACACUUGUGCAACGUCAAAUCCUGUGUCAAUAUUAUAAAGGCAUGUGGAGUAUUUUUCUGGUAUCCCCUAACGAUGACUAGUUUUUAAUGUAUUGGCUUCUGUAUUUGGUUUCAUAUAGCUACAAUUGUCUUAUUUUGUUACUAGUUGUGCUUCUAUAAUGGACAUGUGUUUAUGUCAGCUCCUAAGCUUAAAAACAGAAAACCUACAGCACAAUACAGGCCCUUCGGCCCACAAAGCUGUGCCAAACAUGUACUUACCUUAGGAGUUACCUAGGCUUACCCAUAGCCCUCUGAUUUUUUAAAUGUAUCCAAAUGUCAUGGAAACAUGACAAAAGAGCUUUGGCUUUGGGCAUUUAGUAAAAUAGGUCUGCCAGAAAGUAAGCUGGUGAAUGACAAACUCUGUUUAAAAGUUCUGAUCAAAAUCUCUUUAAUUGUUUAAUCAGUAGUUCGGUUCAUCAAUAACUUGUAUCAAUAGAGUGAGAUGGAAUAUUAAAAGUUAUGAAAGUCUGUCUAGGGAGGCAUGGUUCUAAGAGCACAUUUCACAGUUCACCACAUUUCAGGAAAGUGCACAUAUCUUUGUAUAUGUGGUGCAUAAUGAUGUGUAGUUUUAAAAAAAGUACAAUUCAGGAAUCAAAUGAAGAGAUAGCUUUUCAGAACAUAUUCAUGAUACAUUAAUUGCAUGAGGAUUAGAAAGAAAGAUUGGUGAAAGUUAAUUAUAGAAACUUUAACUAAUUGAUUUGUCUCAAUUCGUAAUUCUUGAACUUUAAAUUAUCCUAUUCAAGAAACAGGCCUAGUUUUUAAAUGAGGAAAAGUGGGAAAUCUAAUGAAUAAAUAAAGGUGGCAAUGUGUUAAAAUCAGAACUUUCAAGUUUGCUGUAUUUUUUUCUUGAGUCGAAAAGCUUUUCUGUAUUUAUAAAGGAAAAUUGCAGAUUAUCUGUUGUGAUGCCAAACUGAGAUGAGCGCAAAGUUGCUAACUUUACCUUAAUGUCCACAAAUGUAACAAAUACCUUUCAUCUUUGAUGAUGUUGCAUAGUUAAGCUGCCUUUUUUCCUCAUUUAAAUUAUAUAUGAUGUUCGCCUCAGUCAUCUGUAGGAGACUGAUCUUCAGUUUAUAGUAACCCUAAGGGAAAUGUGCAAGGUAUGAAUCAAAUAAUGCAAAUGCCAACAUAGUCUGAUUAGUUCACAUAGCUGUUGUCAUUUUAUUACGUGUAAAUCUUUUUGCAACACGGCAGAACAUUUCUCAAAUUGUCGGUAAAUUUCUAAAGUGACCCUUUUUAAAUCCUCACUGUCCUCUAUUAUGAUUAACUAUAUCUUAAACCUGCAUGCAGUAAAUGAAAUAGUUGCUAAGUAUGUGAAAAUCUGCUUUAACUGUUAAAGUAAGUUAUCCUCUAUUUUAACAGUUGGGUGUCUCAUCUAAUUCAUUUCAGAUUGCUUGGUUACUUAAUUCCUAACAUUGUUGGAGUUCCUUGAGGGGGUAAUAAAUUGAAUACAGGAAAAUAGGAGCAGACAUGGACUCCUUGCCUCCUCAAGUUUUCCCUGCUAUUCAAUAUCAUAAUGGUUGAUCAAUAAUUGCCUCAAUUCUUCUGUGCCAGUUACCCAUAACACUCAAUUCAUUUCAAAUAGUCCUCUAUCUCCACCUUAAAUAAUAACAAUCUGGUCUCCUUGGUGCAAGAGAAUUCUGGAGAUACACUACCUCAGAGAAAAAAAUUCUCCAUGCAGUUUUAAAUGAUCAACAACUUAUUUUUGAUCUUGGUCAUAACUUUCCCACUGGUGAAAAUAUUUCAACUUUUAUCCUGUCAUAUGUUCUUAGGACCUUAUAUGUUUGAAUAAGGUCACUACGUAUUUUUCUAAACUCCAAGAAUCUCUUGAGCACCUACUCUCAGAAGUUAGUCUGGUGAAUCUCCUUCGGACUUACUGCAAUUUUGUUUUUUAUUUAGGUAUGGGGACCAACACUGAUCAGAAUAUUCUAAAUGUAGUCUUGCCAACACUCUGUACAGCUAACAAAAUUUCCCUGUUCUUAGAGCAUCAAUUCCUUUGCAGUAGAAGUGGAUAUGUUAUUUGUCUUUUUAUUUAAAGUUCAAAGUAAAUUGUUAAAGUACAUAUAUGUCAUAUAGUACAUAUAUGUCUGAGAUUCAUGUCAGUUAAUACAAAGAAACACAAUAGAAUAAAUGAAAAACUGCACACAACAAAGACUGACAACCAAUCUGCAAAAGAUAGAUUGUGCAAAUGCAGAAAAGAAAAAAAGUAAUAAAUAAUGAGAACAUGACUUGUAGAAUCCUUGAAUGUAAGUCCACAUGUUAUAGAAUCAGUUCAAUGUUGGGAUGAAUA